Messenger RNA from Ornithorhynchus anatinus (platypus), 13818 nucleotides. It is a transcript of the gene KCNQ2, whose product is annotated as potassium voltage-gated channel subfamily Q member 2. NCBI's taxonomy places the organism in Eukaryota, Metazoa, Chordata, Mammalia, Monotremata, Ornithorhynchidae. The record is from RefSeq and is a predicted model, not a curated record. Bases 54 to 2735 code for a protein of 893 amino acids. Gene Ontology annotation, biological process: potassium ion transport; transmembrane transport. Gene Ontology annotation, cellular component: membrane. The transcript is spliced from 17 exons. Gene Ontology annotation, molecular function: voltage-gated potassium channel activity.
UCCCCUCCCCUCCCCUCCCAUCCCAUCCCCGGCCGCGGAGGGAGGCUGCCGGGAUGGUGCAGAAAUCGCGCAAUGGGGGCGUCUACCCCGGCCCCAGCGGGGAGAAGAAGCUCAAGGUGGGCUUCGUGGGGCUGGACCCCGGCGCCCCCGACUCCAACCGGGACGGGGCUCUGCUCAUCGCCGGCUCCGAGAGCACCAAGCGCGGCAGCAUCCUCAGCAAGCCCCGCUCCGGGGUGGCCAGCACGGGGAAGCCCCCCAAGCGCAACGCCUUCUACCGCAAGCUGCAGAAUUUCCUCUACAACGUGCUGGAGAGACCCCGCGGCUGGGCCUUCAUCUAUCACGCCUAUGUAUUCUUAUUAGUCUUCUCCUGCCUGGUGUUGUCUGUCUUCUCUACCAUCAAGGAGUAUGAGAAGAGUUCAGAGGGAGCCCUUUACAUUCUGGAAAUCAUCACCAUUGUGGUCUUCGGUGUCGAGUAUUUUGUGAGGAUCUGGGCUGCUGGCUGCUGCUGCCGUUAUCGGGGCUGGAGGGGGAGGUUAAAAUUUGCUCGCAAGCCCUUCUGCGUGAUUGACAUCAUGGUGUUGAUUGCUUCCAUCGCCGUAUUGGCUGCUGGUUCCCAGGGAAAUGUCUUUGCCACAUCAGCACUCCGGAGCUUGCGGUUCCUGCAGAUAUUGCGCAUGAUUCGGAUGGACCGGAGAGGAGGUACCUGGAAACUUCUUGGGUCUGUGGUGUAUGCCCACAGCAAGGAGUUGGUGACUGCGUGGUAUAUUGGUUUUCUCUGCCUCAUCCUGGCCUCUUUCCUGGUAUACUUGGCAGAGAAGGGAGAAAAUGAGCACUUCGAUACCUAUGCGGAUGCCCUGUGGUGGGGCCUGAUCACCUUGACCACCAUUGGCUACGGAGACAAGUACCCUAAAACCUGGAAUGGACGCCUUCUGGCUGCAACUUUCACCCUCAUUGGGGUUUCCUUCUUUGCUCUCCCGGCUGGCAUUUUAGGCUCUGGGUUUGCUCUGAAGGUCCAAGAACAGCAUCGUCAGAAGCACUUUGAGAAGAGGCGAAAUCCUGCCGCUGGCCUGAUCCAGUCUGCAUGGAGAUUCUACGCGACCAAUCUUUCCCGGACAGACUUACACUCAACCUGGCAGUACUACGAACGUACCGUGACAGUCCCCAUGUACAGCUCGCAAACACAAACUUACGGUGCCUCCAGACUAAUUCCACCUCUCAACCAGCUGGAGCUCCUAAGGAACCUGAAGAGUAAAUCCGGACUCACUUUCAGGAAAGAACCUCAGCCAGAACCAUCACCCAGUCAGAAGGUCAGUUUGAAAGAUCGUGUCUUCUCCAGUCCCCGAGGCGUUGGCGCCAAGGGGAAGGGCUCUCCACAGGCCCAGAGUGUCCGGAGGUCCCCCAGCGCGGACCAGAGCAUUGAAGAUAGCCCGAGUAAAGUGCCCAAAAGUUGGAGUUUUGGGGAUCGGAGCCGAGCCCGGCAGGCUUUCCGGAUCAAAGGAGCUGCAUCGAGGCAAAACUCCGAAGAAGCAAGCCUUCCCGGAGAGGACAUCGUGGAUGACAACAAGAGCUGCAACUGUGAGUUUGUGACUGAAGAUUUAACACCGGGACUUAAAGUCAGCAUCAGGGCUGUUUGUGUCAUGCGAUUUCUUGUGUCCAAGCGGAAGUUCAAGGAGAGCCUGCGGCCAUAUGACGUGAUGGACGUCAUAGAACAGUACUCAGCAGGCCACCUGGACAUGCUCUCCCGGAUUAAAAACCUCCAAUCCAGGAUAGAUAUGAUUGUGGGUCCCCCGCCCCCUUCAACUCCCCGGCAUAAGAAGUAUCCAACCAAAGGACCUAUGUUCUCUUCUAAAGAAUCACCCCAAUACUUGCCUAGAGUUGACCAGAUUGUCGGACGAGGGCCAGCUAUAACAGACAAGGAUCGAACCAAAGUGCCAGCUGAAGGAGAAUUGCCAGAAGACCCGAGCAUGAUGGGCAGGCUUGGAAAGGUGGAAAAACAGGUCCUGUCGAUGGAAAAGAAGCUAGACUUCCUGGUAAACAUUUACAUGCAGCGAAUGGGCAUCCCUCCAACAGAAACCGAAGCCUACUUUGGAUCUAAAGAACCAGAACCCGCGCCUCCCUACCACAGCCCAGAGGAGAGCCGAGAGCAUAUCGACAAAAAUGGCUGCAUCAUCAAGAUCAUCCGGUCGACCAGUUCCAUGGGGCAAAAGAAUUUCUCUGCUCCCCCGGUCCCUGGCGUGCCCACCAAUACGUGCCCACCAUCCACUUCCUGGCAACACCAGGCCUAUCAGCGCCAGGGCCACGGCUCCUCUCCUGUGGGAGACAACAACGGUUCCCUGGUCCGGAUCCCCCCUCCACCUUCCCACGAGCGCUCCUUAUCAGCUUACAGCGGGGGCAACCGGGCCAGCGCAGAAUAUCUCCGCAAUGAAGACGUUACCACUAAGCACCAUGAGAGUGCCUUGAGGGACAGCGACACCUCCAUCUCCAUCCCGUCGGUCGAUCACGAGGAGCUGGAGCGCUCCUUCAGUGGUUUUAGCAUCUCCCAGUCCAAGGAGAACUUGGACGUCCUCAACAGUUGCUAUGCAGCCGUGGCUCCCUGUGCCAAAAUCAGACCCUACAUUGCAGAAGGAGAAUCAGACACUGAUUCCGACCUCUGCACUCCUUGCGGGCCUCCCCCAAGAUCAGCAACAGGGGAGGGUCCUUUCAGUGACAUGGGGUGGUCUGGACCCCGAAAAUGAUGUCAUUCAAGGGAGUUCAAGACUGCCAGCCAGCUGUUCUUUCAUGCACUCUGCAUGUUGAACUCCUUCAGGAGAUGUACAGCUAAGAUUUUGCCCGUUGGGACUUCACUUAGUUCUGGAACAAAUUCCUACUGCUACCUGGAGUCCAGACAGCUGCUGGGUUGAAUAAGCGAUCAGGAGCCUGAAGUGUCUGGAUUUCUUCUGAAAAUGUCUUUCUAAGCUCUCUAGGUAAAGGGGUAAUCUGGUGCAGGGUAGGUGACCGUGUUUCUUGGCGAGCCUUCAGUUGCAGGGCACAGAUAUCGGCGGAGCAAGUUUUUAUAUAUAAAAGAUACUUGAUAUUGCACUAGUGUGCUAAGGGGGUUACAUAUGGAGUGCCGUGUGAUUACAAAGUAAACAUGAUAACGACUGUCUCGUGAAACAGGUUUCAUGUUAUGCAGUGAUCAUGUACAGACUGGAAUCUUUCCAUUUCCUACUGACCAGUGGAAGCAUGGUGUAAUUGCAGUCUAAAACACGGGACCUUGGAUGGGGCUGGACAAUUUCCUUUUGAAGGAUCCACUGUCAAAAUUAGUAGCUCUUUUGACACACUGAAAUUUCCUGUGAGAAAGUUUAGAAUGUGAAUCCUGAAAUUAGGAAAGGAAAGCUAGGAUGGAAGGUGGGGUGGACCAAAGCCAUUUGAGGGCCACUUAAACGCAGAAGAGGUGAAAAGACUUCAGACAAAGAAUUAUGAGACGGGGAAUGACAUCAAUCAAUAGGGGCGAGGAGAGAGGGGUGGCUUCAUGAAUUAUCUUCCAGCAAUUAGCUUAUCCCCAAACUACAGACCCCUUAGAUGUGAUUUCCUACAGGCAUGCUGUUGGAAUCUCACCUUUACUCCAUACACUGAUCUGUGUGUAGCAGAGGGAGAGGAAUGGGUGAGUAGAGAAACUUUAUGUCAGUGUAGGUAUCUGGUGAGUGCAUUUAUUAUGUGAUGAGUAGUGAACAGUCAAGUGGAAGGAUCGUCCUGUCCUUAAGUAGUUCAAUGUUGCCCUUUCUUCCAUGGUUCAUAUUGUGCCUGCUAAACUAUGCCCUCUACAUUUCUACAAAAAAAGUUUUCCCCGCACUCCAACUGAGAUUUCUUCUUUGACUCCCCUUCCCACAUCCCUCAUAUUCCUCACUGAGUUUGCUCCUCUCUCCAGCAUUUAAUGGCAGGUUUCCUGCCUAGAGUCAGAAAUUAUUUCUCUUUCCCUCACACUUUUGGUACCAAUUUACAAGUGCUGCCAGUCAACCAUUGCCCUGUUUUCUCCACGUGUUGGGCAGGGUUCUGUUCAUUGCCCAAAUGGAUAAUUCUGCUCUGGGUCAGGAGUCAGGAAUCCUGCUGGGAGCUGAGGGAGAACCAGAAGAAAGAACAAGGAUGGUUUCUUUCGGGGACCAAGAUGAAGUCACAAAGUGAUCCUUUACUGUUGUAUAACCACAAACCUCAAUUAAGGGACAUGGGGUUGGUGGAUUCUGGGGGUGAUCAAACACCUCAUUCAAACUGACCCCCACUGAAAGUCCCAUUUAAGUCCUCUUUUAACCUCCUAUCCUGUAUUUCUGAUACACUUCUAAAAGGGUAAUAAAACCAAAACCUACUGAGGUAUUUCGGCUAUGACCAGGAUUUCAUGUUCCCCCCCAGCUUCCCAUCAUAUCUACACUCCUUUCCUCGGUGAUAUAACGGCUCAACUUUCAUGUUGCUUGAAACGUGUCAGGGGCCAGCUGUGUCACAGAGGAUAGACAGGCAAGCUUAGAUUUCCUAGGCUUUCUCUUCUUCCUCUUCCCUGUACAUAGAGCAGGAAGAGAGCUAAGGUGUCAAACACCCACUGUGACCACCAGUCCUUUCUUGUGCCGAUCUGCCCUGUUUAAAAGGAAAUGUCUUAACUAGUGACCCAAUAUUGAUCGAAGAAUUGUCAGGAAAAACAGCUAUUUGGACAUUGUUUCCUGUUCUUUGUUUACAGAGCCAGACAGGCUCUAUUAAGAAAUCUCACUCCAUGUGAAAGAAAAAAAGUACUAAUUCAUGAGGUGAAAGAGCAGCCUUGUUCGCCCAUUGGACAGCAAAGCCCCCUUGGUAGUUAAGAAUUUAACACAAUACAGUAAUAUAGGAUGGCCCAAGAUAAGGAGAUGCCAUUUACUUGGAUUCAAAAACAACAGAAGAACUCUGUACCAUAGGUACUACAUACUGUAUGCUGGGCAGAGUACAAAUUGGCAAAAAAUAAAAAUUGGCAUGAACUAAAUUCAGGCUUACUGUAAAAAAAAUCUUGGUUUUAAAAGCUUCUGCAUUUAUUUCAAAUUGUAACAUUUCUAUCACUACCAAGUUGGGUGGGUAUUUUUUUUUCCUUGGGUCACCCUAUAGAAUCAAUAAUGAAUAUAAUUUUUUUUUCCAGAUGGUAACUCCCCAUCUGCCAAGCAACAAAAACUCUGACUCAUUGCACAUUCUGAUUUAAACGAACUCCAAAACAAAAGGAUAAGAAACACGCUCCAUAACGUUCUUGCUUAAAUGACACUUUUCUUUCAUUUUCCAAUCCAUGUUGGACAUAAUCGUCCUUCUCUCCUUGCCUGUGACUGCCUCCCCUUUCUCUUUCGAAGACAUUGACAAGAUAUUCAGCGAUUUACUACCAUGUCUUCUAUAUUUCUCAAAUUGUAAGUUGGUUUAAAACAUAUCUUUUAAUCUUUUGAUGCAUUCUGAAGAAUGCCAGAUAGUUCUCUUUUUUAAAUAAAGGCCUGUCUUAAUCGAAUCCCCAUCCAACAUCUGGGUAGCUAGGCAUAUAUGAAGGGCACAUCUAGAAAACUAGAUUUAAAUGACCACAGACUAUGUCACAAGGGAAACCACAAACUGGAUUUCUCAUCCUGAACGGUAACUUUCAUCAUUCUGGAGCAUUCAUUCAAUGAACAUAGGGCAUUUACAUAUCACUUAAGAAUUUGGGUGCCUUUUGGGAUGACUUGUGCUUCUUUAAACAGAAUGUUUUCAACAAAAAUGAUAAACAAGAAAUCCAACUCAGAUUUAAUAUUAGAUUAGCUUUCUUGGGUAAGGUAUAUGAUUGCUUUUUAACUUGUACUGGAUUCUUAUUUGUUUGCUCAGCAACCAGGACCAACUAAAGUGUCAUUUCUAUUAAGACAAUGAAUAUACAUAUGCCUUUGUGAAAAUAUUCUGUUUAACAAUUUGCAUAUGUACUUUUAAUUACAACAUUUAAAAAAUAGAUAAGUAAAAUAAUGGUGGGUUCCAGUAUUUAUAAACAUUUUACUUGGAGUUAAUUAAUGGAACUGAACUGCAACCAUAAAAUAAUCUUUCACUGAAGUAGAACAAAAUACACUUCUUAAGAUCCUACAUUUAGAAAUACUUCAGGUCCUAAUAAGGAAACACGAUGCUAACAGUAUUACUUUAAUAGUGGGUUUUGACUUGUGGCACAAGAGAUUAACAUUAAAAACUAGCUCUUGAAGUUUACAAAUCCUCCUAUUUUUUACUGGAGAAGAAUUCAGCUACAUCUUCAAGAGGAGUAGUAUUUAUCUAAAGACAAAGUAAAUUUAGUUUCCUGAUUAACCUCCCAUGCCCACCCUGCCCCUGAGAAGAAUUCUCCUCAGCCUGAUCAGUGUUCUCUCCCUUGCUUCUCUUUACUCCUUCCCUCUUGGUCAGAGUGAUGCUUGAUUUCUUCCCCUCCAUUUCCACAGCUGUAGAGUAACCUGAGGCUCUUUCCCCUGCUCUUAGUCAUCGCAAAGAGUACCUAAAAUGACCCUUCUUAAUGGCACUAGUCACCAAUGUCAUAGUGUCAAGUACCAUAAGUCACGUUAGGCAAGCCAGAUGGGCUUAAAGGCACUUGGGCAGCUAGGCAAAUGGAAGUGACACAGAAGAAAGACAAAUGACAAAGUAGACAGAUGGAAAGAGAAGAGAAACCUCCUCCCAGCACCCUAAUUAAACAGGCCCCUGAACAAUUUGCCAGAGUUUGCUUCUGUGGUAGUCAGCUCUGCUGGCAAACAUUUGAGGAUUUUUAGGAGCAACCAAAACAUCAUACAAUCGUUAGCUACAGCCAUUGACCCAGCAACACUGGGUAACCCUCCUACUAUUCAAAAAAGGGCUAGGACAGCAUCUAUCCCUUUCUCACUGGCAACUACAGGGUGUGAACUUAUCUUCUGAGAAAUGACCAGCAUGGCUCUGAAGACUGUUUUAUCACUGGGGCAAAAACAUCGUUGCUCCAAGAGGUGGAUUUGCAAACUUGAAUACAGCUUUUCUGGGCAUGGACAUCCCUCAGAGGCUUCUGGUGCCUUUCCCAAAGUUCUUUAUCCCACUGUUUGAUAAGUUGAAUGUAUAAUCGUUCUUUUCCAUCUCAAUACACACUCAAUGCUGAUAUGAAAGUUCUGUUUCUUAGACCAACAUCAUCUGCACAGUGAUGGCCCAUUAGAGAAAUACUUAAAAACAAAUAGGAAAUGAAUAACACCUCCCUUUUUUCCCCAAUAACACUAAAGAUGGUCGGCACUAUCUAAGGAUUCUUCCCCAGAGCCAUUUUGCCUAAAUUUAGGAGUAAGACUUCCUCUGGGCUCUUUAAAGUCAGAUGAUUUAGCCAUCUCCUAUAAAUGGGGAACACUGAUGAACUUCAGGAGGAAAAAGUGUGCCAGAUAGUGUCAUCACUGUUUCCCCCAGAUAGACUCUUCAGUGUAAUAUAACUUUUUAAAAAUUUUCCAUUUCAAUGUAAUAUGCAUUUCAGAACAGUGCACAUGCUUUUCUAGUAAGAAUUGGAAUCUUUUCUUAUCAGGAUAUAAGUUAGCAGUGUUUAAACUGGUGAUUUCAAAGCAUACUUAGGAAAAUAUAUAGGAUGAUUCUUCUUGAGUAUAUAUCUAAAUUUGAUGCUUGAAAAACACACUUUUUGCUUGUCAGAUUAUGUUGAGCAGGAGAGUACUCAGAAUUUUGUCAUAAAUCAAUGGGUUCAUAUUUAAGACUUCAGCUUGAGUCAAUCACUUGUGAUACUCUCCUCCUCCAUGGUCCAGGGGAAAGUGAAACAUAUUUUGCACAUAUGAAUGAACUAUUUAACUUUCAAUUUUGCCUGCUAGUGCAUGCUAUUCAAGUACAGAAUUGUGUUCCUUUCAUUACCCAGUUUGUUCUUUCUCAAUACAAUCCAUUUUACAGGGGUAAAAUCUCACACCUCAUGGAGCAUCCAAAGAUGCAUUAAUCACUCAAUCAUUUUAUACGUAUCAUUGAAGUAACAGCAUCUGAUAUAUGGCUUGGUUCAUCUUAUAUAUGACCCUCCAAGUAUGCAUGGGCUCCAUUACAUGUAACCAGAAGUAGGUCCCAUCUAGCAUAUAAAUACACAGGAAUACACAAGUGAAUGGACACAUGGAUGCAGCGUGGGUUUACUACUGAUAAAUUACUAUUUGUGAGAUUAUGAAGAGACAUUUGGGAAAUUAUGGUAAUUGUUCUGUUUCUGCUGAAAUCAUUCCUAAUGAGCUUAAACUACAGAGGAACAAUUUGAUGCUGGGAAUAGCUUCCUGAUGAGUGUCAAGGCUGUGAGGUACAGAAAUGAUAGCGUUUCCUUAUUAGGAGACUUUUUCAAUAAUUGAAUAGACAACUAGCUAAGUGGAGUACUACAGAGAUUCACAAAGGCAGGAGUUCUUCUCAACCCUUUGAUUCUUUGACCUGAAACUUUCUUCUUUGGAAGCUCAUUCAUGGAAGGCUGGAAUCCACAUUGGUGGAUAAAUAUGCAGCCCUGAACUUUCACAGACAUUUUUCCAAUUUGUUUGAGUCUAUUCACCAGACUGCCAGUGUUAAAAUGCACGCAAAUAUUUUAUGAAUGGUCUAAAUUUUUAUUUGAUGUGUUUCUUACACUCUAAAAAUAGGAUAUUACUCCUCUUUCUCAAGUAUUUCUCUUGGAUGGGCAUGUGCACAAAAACAAAGUGACCAGGACACUUAAAAGUCAAAGGGCCAUUAAGUAAAUGCAGUGCUGACAGCAAAUGCUGAGGUAAGGUCAUCUUUAGCUCUUUCAAAUAACAGACACAGGCAUGCCCUUACACUACACACACUUAUAUCCCUAUAAGAUUUUCUAUAUCUUUCUCUCUUAGGCAUUUUCUGUGGCUGAGCCUCCAGGGGAAAUCUUAAAUUCCAGAUGUUAUUGGGGGACAUCGGAGAGGUCCUGGAACAGUGGACUUAGACUCAGGGUUGUUUUGUAACCUGUAAACAAGACUUGGGAUCUCUUUGAUAUCCAGUGUUUAGAAUGCAUUGUCCUUUUAAGUACAGUGAAACAUCAUGACUAAGAUUUUCUCAUGCACCAACCCUAGUAGUAAAAGCAAAGACAUUUAUUGAGUGCCCCUCGAGUGCCAGGUUCUAAGCACUUGGAAAAGUAUCACAGGAGCAUGAGACACAUUCCCUACCCAUGAGGCGCUAACACUCCAAUGGGACAGACAUAAGAAAUACUUAGAAUUAGGGUAAUCAGAAUAAAUAAUUGUAAAUAAGUGCUCAAAUAUAAUCAAGCAUUCCGAUGCAGACAUAAUUAACUCUUUUCCUAAACAUUGAUCACUGAUCUAAUUGAUAACUAUGUGAAUAUAAAGGAGGAGGAAGUAUUUAUGUGGGGUUAAUAGUUUCCAUAUUUCUAAAUUUUCUUUAAAUUUGCUUCUCAUUCUCCCAUGCUUACAUCCAUAACUAUGAUGAUAAAUCUUAUCCUAUAUUGAGAACUCAUUGGUAGACUGACAAUUAAAAACAGAAAUGGUUUUCUCUAUUUCUUGAUAUGGAGUUAGGUCCAUCUGCAACUAGUCCAUUUUGGAAGUGUGCAAGAUUAAUAAGCAUUAGGAGUAGCAAGUCUAGAAUUCACCAUUUGCUGUUAGGUGAUUCAAAAAUAUUGUAGGCCAUGCUGCCUAAACCUGACAGUAAUUAUCACACUUUUUCAAAAAGUGUUUCUCAUAAAUCAGAAUACUUUUUUAAAAAAGAAAAUUAUUUGGACACAUGCAAUUUCUACCAAAUAAACAAAUUUCUAGCCCCCAAGCUUGUCCCCAGUUUUAAAAUUUAGUGUUUCUGACCUUGCUAAACAAAGCGGUCUGGGACACUACAAUUUAUAAUAGCCUUAUCUCCCAAAGUGUAAGACUGUGGUAUUAGUUUUAUAAGGAAAAUAUGAAAUUGAAUAUUUGUACAAAAGGACAAUGGCCUACACCUCUCUUUGUACUUUAGAAGUUUCAAAAUACAGAUGUAACAGCAAACAAGAGUAUGGCUAAACUACUAACCCUGAGGUUUUGAUAAUUAUUUUUCUUUUUUUUUCAUUUCAACUGGUGAAUUUCCAAUUUAUCAAGUGCACACUCUUUAGACUUCAUAGGAGAAAUUAACUUGGACUAAAAUAAUCUAAUUAGCCUAGUAUUCAAAGCACUAUGUAUGACUAGUUUAGUGAUGACUAAUGGUAUAGUUUCAGAAAGACACUGCAUAUAUAAAGAGAUUCCUUGUGCUUAUUGCUAUUUCUGUACAGUUUAACAUCCAGAACAGGAAUUGCACAUUGUCUUCUCAUCACUGAUAGAAUCUGUCAUGUGGAAUAAGCCUGUAUCUAGUUAUGCAUUCAGUAGAAAUUAAUUCUCAUCAUUAUUACCUAACUACUGUGACCACUUUCUUUUAUGGAGGCACUUCAUCCUAUGGAGAGAAAUUCUGUAUGGGAAUGCUUUUUAAAAUAUUUACCAGAAAGCAAAAUAGAGCAAGACUGUUUCUGAAGAGUUUUGUCACACACAAAAAAGAUUGAUUUUUAUUUAAUCUUCACAAUGACUACUCUGAGCUGUAAAUAAUGUAUAGAAUUACUAGUGUAUACAUCUCUGUGUCACACACUGCAAAGCUCAAAAAGACAACACAACUCUAAAAAGGAGCCGUUGCCAAAAUACUUGAUUUAGGGCAAUCUUUUAAAGAAAUAAUAAUAGAGAGGUGACCUGAAAAUGCGUGAUUUAGGGCAGCCUUUUAAAAAAAAAAACAUAAUAGAAAGGUGACCUGAGUGUAAACAUUUUAGGUAGUUGAAAGGAAGGUUAUGAAUUACCAGAAUGAAAUUGUGGAAUUAACAGUCCUAGGCUCCUAAAAAUAGGACCCCUUAGUGCUAGUGAAGGUUGGUCCUAUUUGAUGGCCGGAGAGGGAUUAGAUGUUGUUUUUUUUAAUCCACCCUUCUUUCCGAUGGAGGGUGGCAGGGCCACCUAGAACUCAAAGUCCCUGUCCAUUCACUAUCUGCUGAAGACAAAGGGAAAAACCUUUUCACCUGUGAGGAUUACUAGCCCUCACAGUGGCUUUGCAUCAGAUUUCCCAGACAGCCUAAAUCCCUGUCUUUCCCGGACUGAGUUCCCUUUUAUUGAAACCAUUAGGAUUUUAAGUGACUUUGGAUACAAGGAGCACUUGCAGCUUGUAAGGUUCAGUUGUUUCACUACCCAACUCCAAGAACCAGCUUCUCUAUUCUGAAGGUAUUUAAAUUGUUGGGAGUUUGGGUAUGUUAAUUGCAUUAGGGCAUUAUCCAAAACAACUGAUCCCACUUUUCCUGGUUACUGAAGGGAAAUAGACUGUGUUCCAGCCACGAGGAAGGCUUGGGCUAGGCUUGGUUCACCUACUCAAUGGACACUGUUUGUCCAUAGGCUCCUUCCCCUUAGGGAAAGCUUCCCUAGGGAAAGGUACAGGGGCUGGGAAAUCAUCAACCUGCCAGAAUCAAUAGAGGAGCAAGGAGAGUAGCCUAACCUACUUGGACCCAGGGUCUUUGGGUACCCAAAAGUGAUCUGAGCUUUAGCAUCCUAUGGCUGUUUAUCCUAAGGCGCCCCACAAGGGACAAGGACUGUGUCUAAUACCCACCUGUGUGUUCUCUCACUUAGUACAAUAGCACUCAGCAUACCGUUAGCGCUUAAAAAUACUAUGUCUACUACUAGAAAGGGAAAAUAUGAACCUCUCUGCUGCCAAGGAUGAGAGAGAAAACUUCCUGUCUUUUAUGUAGGUGUGAUUUCUGUAAUUAACAGUGGAUACAUGACUAAUUACCUUAAAACCUUAUUAAUUCAUUCACAAGAGCAUUCUAAUAAAAGCAACUGUUUCCAAGCCAAAUUUUUAAAGCAGAAAUAUAGGUAAUGUACCAAGAGAAAAUAACAUCUGAGAGGCACACAUUUUGCUGGCUAACAGGCAAAAAAAAAAAAAAGUUCGGAAAGGAAGAAACAAACAAGGCACUGUAUCAUGACCCUAUUGAUAAAUAAGGACCAUUCGCAGCUUUAAAGAUCCAGCCUUGGUUAACUGCUCUGCUCUCUCACUGUUUCAAUGAAAUAACUGAUACAGUAUAUGGAAGCCUUGAAAUUCUAGGUUGCUUUGGUGCCUUGAAAUAAAAGUUAAUGAAGUUUAACUAGAUAGUGACAUUGUGGGAAGGUAUGCGUGGAUGUUUAUGGGGACCAAGAGGAAACACAGUAAGAACAGAUUUCAUGCAAUUAUUAUUCCUCUUCUGUGAAUUAGAUCUGUUUUUCCUCAUUCCUUAAGAUCUGAUCCACAAUCAUUCCAUGAAUUGUAGUUAUACACAGAUAUGAUUUAAAAUAAUUUAAUUGCACUUGAGAAACCAAGGCCUACUCACUGGGGGUUUAGAAAGUGACUGAAGACCAAUAAACGAACAACAAAUCUCCAAGAAAAUAUAAUCUUCUUUUCUUGGUGUUGGUGCAUUUUAUAAUUGAAGUUGGGCAAAAAUUCCUCAGCAAGGGAGCCAGAAGUCAAACCAACCCUGGUGUAGGGUUGUGCUAUGCUAUGAACCCAGGAUGCAGGCCAGGUAGUCAAAUUUGAUCUACUUUAAAAAUUUUAGGAUUUCAGAUCUUUCACAUCUUGCCCGUAAGUGUUGCAAUUGGAAAAGGGCUGGAAUCUUGAAUAAAAUUUUCCUUCCAAUAGUUUAAAAAAACAACUACAGGCAAUGAUGAAAAAUAUCAAAAUAAUCCCAGAAAUCGAAGUAUCCAAGUGGCCACUGGGCAGUCGGUGCUAUGCACAGUUCCCUCUAAAGAAAAUUGAUUCUUCUUUACCCUUCAUCAUUGGCACAUAGACAGGUGGCAUUUGGUCUAUAUCAGAGGACAUAGAUUAUUUGGCUAGAAGUAUCAUUUAGUGCUUUGCAGCAGUAAUUUCCCAGCUGGCCUCCUAGGUAUCUCAGAAAAGUCCAUGGAUUUUCUAAGAUUCACUAGGUGUAACUUUACUCAAUGGCAGAACUUGGUUACUUCAAACUGCAUUCUGUUUGGAGUCUGUGACAGUUCACAUACCUGGUCUAGGCAAAAUCCUACUAAUGGGACCAACCAAACCACCUGAAUACCCCUACUGGCCUCAGUUGUCCUCCCUUCAUCUCCUCUGGCAGCAACUCAGUAAGACUUAAGACCCUAAAACUAGUACUUUAGAUGCUUAAAUGCUGCCCAACGCAACGAUGAUGGUUUUGAAUCACCUCAAAUGAUGCUUAAAUGGCUCUGUUGGUGGGACUGGCACUUCAGGCUCUCCUGGGGUAGGUUGGUCUGACUGAUGUUUCUUUCUACAGUCAUCAUAACUCCACCCACCUACCCACACCCUGGAACUAGCAUUAAAGCUUGGUUGGUUGUCCUCUAGAAAACAAAGGCAGCUGCUUUGCUUCCUUUCAUUUGCUCUGUUGCCUUGGCUUUUUUGCACUUUUGUUCAUGCUCCAAAGAAUAUUUCAUAAUGCCUUUGGUACCGAAGUACAAUUUUAAACAUUUUGUAUGUAUUGAAUGGUACACACUUCUCUUGUACAAUAGUUAUAAGACUUUUUUUGUGAAUGUGUAAUUUCCUCUGUAAAUUUCAAUCAUGACUUUGUGCACUGUACAUUUUAUAGGAAUAGAUGCCCAGGGAAUGAACUCUAGUUUUCUAAUGGAAUAGCAAAGAUAUUAAAUUACACAAAUCACUGAUGGUUUUACACUGUUACCACUUAACUGAUAUGUAGCCAGACUUUUCCAUGGACAUUUUCAGCAUGAAAUACUUUGUCCCAUCCCAUGGAAGAUUGUAAAAGCUACAGAAAAUGUAUGUAUACUAUAAUAAACAUCCUGUGAUCAUAGGGGAAAGAGAAGACUUCCAGGAGAAUUUAUACAUCUAAACAUCAAAGUGGAUGAUGUGCAUUUAGUAAAAUGCCAGUGAUUCAAUCUA